AUGCCCUGCCGGCUGAAGGGAAUGGGAGUCAAUUUCCGUACUGUGGCUACGUUCAGUGCCUGUGUCCGUGCCGUGGUCGCCCCCGGGUAUAGUGGGUCGUGGGGGCCCGAGAGAGAUUUCUUGUCUCCAGGUUCCUCCGCAAUCCCCGGUCUGAGCAGAUCAACAGGUCAACAAUCAAGGCAGUCUGGCCCGGAUGAAAUCGGGAGAGGAGAGGAGGUCAUCACGCAGUUCACGGAGUCUGUCGGGAGAGACUUUGUGUGGCUUUUCAGGAUUUUCCUCCGGAUCCAGGAGGAAGCAAAAGGUGAACGGACAACCUCCGUGAUAACGUGA
Messenger RNA from Penicillium subrubescens, 330 nucleotides. RefSeq lists its product as uncharacterized. The record is from RefSeq and is a predicted model, not a curated record. The coding region runs from base 1 to 330 and encodes 109 amino acids. NCBI's taxonomy places the organism in Eukaryota, Fungi, Ascomycota, Eurotiomycetes, Eurotiales, Aspergillaceae. The transcript has a single exon.